Messenger RNA from Exophiala dermatitidis NIH/UT8656, 3492 nucleotides. RefSeq lists its product as uncharacterized. The transcript is spliced from 3 exons. Bases 1940 to 3055 code for a protein of 371 amino acids. The record is from RefSeq and is a predicted model, not a curated record. NCBI's taxonomy places the organism in Eukaryota, Fungi, Ascomycota, Eurotiomycetes, Chaetothyriales, Herpotrichiellaceae.
CGAACUGCUGCCACUGUCGUCCAAGUCAUCGUCCUCUCACCAUCACUCUGCCCUACCUCUACCUACGCUUAGCCAGUCAGCACGCUAUCUUCCCAUGCCUCGUGUGGCUCCACGGGCCAGAUGUGCAAGUCACCCGUGGAAACGGUGUCACUCAGCCAGUGCCUCUGGUAUGUGAUCUGUUCACUUGGCCGGCACUGACCGUGAGAAGCCGGGUAGAAAGCUGCUAUCCUCAAACGGUGGCAGAUUUGUCGACAUCACCGCCUUUGCCCAAGCCAGUUACAUGCAAAUCGAGUGCGGCUGUCUCCUUAAGCGGUGCCCUUCCGGCUUCGAGGCUGACAGGCGUUGGGGCUCGGAUGUUUGCUACUGAAUGGUAACUGGGCUACCCGUCUGCUUUGACCCGAGCCCUGCCUUCUCCCCGACCUCUCAGAGACUGGGCACCGCGCCCGCCUCUUGCUUACUCCAUCGUCCGUCUGAUUGCACUUUCUGGGGACGGACCUUUCAGACGCCGUACGCCGGCCAUCUACCCAGAGCCACCAUGUGACCGCUCGUAUUCGGGCUCUGUCAGGUUACUGGGUCAUAGAGACACCAUGGCAAUAUCAUGGCUGAUGAUGCAGAGACAUAUACUGUGCCGUCGUCACAGCAUGGCCCCACCGUUGCCGAGCUAGUAUACUGUAAGUCAGAAUGCUGACUGUGGCUGUGUGCUUUUCGAUUUCCUACUAAUGGCAUUGUGAGUGGAGUGGGUGAGUCGGCCGACGUUGCGUCGUGCCGGUCCACCAUUCUGUUGCUUUGCCCUCGUUCCUCAUAUCCUUGGCUCAACGUGCACCACACUUGGACCUCUUCUAGUCUUCGUCCGUCUUCGUCCCGCUGGGUCAUCAUGGGGAGUUAAAACACUGCGUGGAGACGUGGGCUUCGUGCCAAAUGCCGCUCUAAUCCUUGUUAACUGAAGAGCCGGCUUUCCCAAUAUACUGUUGCGCAAGUAUCUUUUUUGGCUGGCAUCUCUUGGAUCAGCAUUGUCAUCUUCCAUCAGCCAUUCAUUCUAUUUCACGACCAACCUGUUACAUCGCAAAGUACCUAUAUGGUGCCCUAAGUGCAUUUCUUACGCUAGACGCCGCUUAGGCCCCCGGACAGGAUUGGCAUCCCACGCCGAUUCAGAGAGCCUACGACGACUGCAGGGCCGCGCCGAGGACAGCAGUUACUCGAAAGAAGCUGCUUGCUCCCUCGAGACUUAGCUGGCCUGUGCCAUCAGCAACGGUCCGGUCUGAGUAGUCUGUCCACCAGCACGCCCUUCAGUGCCGUCGACGAGCCGUGCCAAGGUUAAAUCACAACGGCUGGUUAUUGAAUAUUGCCGUCACGCGAAAUCCGAUUUAAUCACGACUAGGCACAAAACCAGCAAGCAGUACUCCUUGCCCUCUUUGAUGUUGUUUUAUUCGGUUGCAUUGAGCCAUUUGGUGAGGGAGAGCGUUCGCCGCCAGCCUUUUCGCUUAUCGACACGGGGGAUAUCGUCUCGAUCCAGGUCUGUUUCCCGAUAACCACAUCCAAAGUCCCCUCGAGCUUGCAAACAGCAAGCUCGGCCGCCCCUUCGGUCAACAUUGCGCAUCAAAGGCAGCAGUUGACACCUCACAUUUCAUCGACUCCCAUUUCGAGCGCGUGGUACCCAGUCGGCCACGCCCAAGGCGUGGCUUAUAGAGCAAGCCGCGGGUCAAGCGCAACUGGCCAGGAGGGAUUUCAGCCAGCAGGAUACUGGAGCGGACAUGAGCAACCGGCGGCAAGGAGACUGGGGGAGCCGUCUACGCAGUUGCAGCAGAUAGGAGAGAGCCGGCCAACACAAAAUCCUCUUCUUCCUGCCCAUCAAUACGCCUGGACGUUAGCUCAACAACAAUCACCGCAAGGUGAGCAGCAGCCAUCAAACGCGGCUCAACUUGCACUGCAAAAACAAGGGAUGGCUGCUCAAGUUCUAACGACGUCGGCGUUGCAAUUUGUCCCUACUCAAGAACAACUCCCCUAUGGGCACGAUGGGCCUCCCAGCUUUGGAAGCGGCCAUUCUGGCCACCCAUCUUACAGUUCCCAUAACGUACAGCAACCACCACUGAUGGCGUCGCCUCAAACAGUGCACAGGAACCCAUCGAUUCGAGGGCAGAGACAAGCGUCACGUUCUCCGCGAGUAAACCCAAGCGCUGCAACCUUUGGUGACCGAACACCUAUACGGCAUUACAGUUUCCGGGCUGGCGCUGCGCGUGGGCGCAGUCUGAGUCGAAGCGAAGCGUUUCUAGAAGCCUAUGCCCAGCAGAGUCAAUUACAGUUACAGCAAAUGCAGUCUUCAACAUUGAUACCUACGAUACCCUCACAGCCUGAUUUGGCAAUGCCGUCGCCGAUGUACAACGAAAUGCCUACAACAUAUAGCAUGCAGCAACCUUUGUCGAUGACGGCAUUUCCAGCUGGCAAUGACAUGGUCAUCUCCUCUAUGUCAUCGAACCCCAGAAUAUCGCAGAGGACGGUUGCAACGAUGCAACAGCGGCAGAGGAAAAACGAGGAGGUCGACCUUCAAGGAUUCUACGCGUCCGCCGAGGCUUUAACUCCUUCCAGUGGCGUGUCAAUGAUGGAUAUACAUCAACAACCCCCACCACAACCGACUUCUGAUAUCGGACCGUCGUAUGCCCUUUACAGGUCGACGGGGCGCACUCAGGACGGUGGCACCCUCCAUCAACCGCCACCGGCGGCGCGUCUCCCCUCCAACACGUUGGACGAUAUGCAACAACCGUUCCCUCCGCCGGCCAACUUAACCUUGGAAUCCACGCCCACGCCGAUCGAGCUCAAGCCGUCACGGCCCAAACCGCAGUGUUGGGACCACGGAUGCAACGGCAGGCAAUUCAGUACGUUCUCGAACCUGUUGAGGCAUCAAAGAGAAAAGAGUGGGAGUGCCGCCAAGGCCGUGUGCCCGCACUGCGGAACAGAAUUUACGAGGACAACCGCAAGGAACGGCCACUUGUCUGGUGGCAAGUGCAAGGGGAUGGCCGAUUUGGGCUCGGAGGCCGCAUCGAGCAGCGCCCAAGAAUGACUCGAAGGGAUCGACAGGUUCUUUCAUGUCUGCCUAGUUGUUGUAUGUUUUACGUUUUUGGACACCAACUUGGACUUGGACCCGACCAGUAUAUUAUUGUAGGUUCCUGAAACACGCCACUACUAGUAUUUUACGAUAAAGUACUAAAUAAGCAGAUCAACUAUACCCGACCGAGGUAAUAGCCUGUGAUUGAGAUAUUGUACUAUAAAUACAGUGUAUGUAUAUAUGUCGAGAGGUUCGAGUCAAGGUAGUGAGAACACCUCGAUUCCAAAGCCUGGCAAGGUCCAUGACAAGAGGUACAUAUAUCCACUAAAUAACUCAGGUACGCUGUACUACCAGUAUCAAGUACCUUACUACCUAGUACUUUACCCAUAUCCUUGGGUUAGCGAAGUCGAUCGCCCAUUGCCGUAAUAGAAAAUCAGGUAUACAAGCACGAG